UCCAUGAGUGUCCUGGCUUCAAAGUCUCUGCAGGGGUUGGGGAGGGAGGGGAAGGGGUUGGAGAGGCCAGGGUGGUGGGGGCGGGAGCCAGAGCGGGGCUGCAGGAGGAGGACUGAGCAGCCAGGAGCCAGCCGGAGUCCUCAGCUGAGGUAUGUGGUCCUGACAGGGGUUGGGGAGCAGCCACUCCCAUCCCUCAGUCCCCAGGGGACACAGGAGGAUGUGUGGGAGCUCAGGGUUUGGGGUUCAGCCUGCUGCCUGUGGCUCUGCUCACGACUCCCCCAGAUGCCCGGCAAGGUGACCACUGGCAGCGACAUCGGGCAGGCCCACUGAGCCGUGGAGCAGCUGCAGAUGGAGGUGGGCGUCGACCGUGUGAAGGUGAGGCCAGGGCAAGGCGGGUGCAUCUGAGCAAGGGGGCAGGUGGACAGCCCAGCCCAGGUCUGGCUAACCGGGCUGGCCUGCAGGUAUCCAACGGCCACUGACCUGCUGCAGUUCACGGAGCAGGCCAAGAGUGACCCCUUCCUUGUGGGCAUCCCAGCUGCCACCAACCCCUUCAAGGAGAAGAAGCCCUGCACCAUCCUAUGACCCUGUAGCCCAGACCACCCAGGGGGCCUCAAUAAACAUGAAGUGAAUGCUCCUCAGGGCAUGGCAUGGCCAGGUUGCGAUGGGGGGCAAAGGGGGACUUUGGGCUUGCAGGGACCCGUGUGGUGUGCAACUGGCCCAGCCUCCCUCCCCGCCCACUCCAGGGUCACGGCCACAGGGGCCCACACACACCCUGGACCCUGGACAGAGGAG
Messenger RNA from Balaenoptera musculus (blue whale), 792 nucleotides. It is a transcript of the gene GNG14, whose product is annotated as G protein subunit gamma 14. The record is from RefSeq and is a predicted model, not a curated record. Gene Ontology annotation, biological process: G protein-coupled receptor signaling pathway. Gene Ontology annotation, cellular component: heterotrimeric G-protein complex. Gene Ontology annotation, molecular function: G-protein beta-subunit binding. NCBI's taxonomy places the organism in Eukaryota, Metazoa, Chordata, Mammalia, Artiodactyla, Balaenopteridae.